AUGUCUGAACAACGUAUUCGCGUCGGCAGUGCCAAGGAUGUCGCGCAGGGCAAGAUGAAGGAGUUCACCUUUGCCGGUGAGGGCGACGAUGCCGUCAAGGUGCUCGUCACCAACGUCAAAGGUCAGCUCCACGCUACCUCGUCCAAGUGCACCCACUAUGGUGCUCCUCUCGCCAAUGGUGUGCUCACCGGCGAUGGCCGCAUCAUCUGCCCCUGGCAUGGCGCCUGCUUCCACGCCAAGAACGGCGAGAUCGAGGACGCGCCUGCUCUCGAUAGCCUGCUCAGCCUCAAGCUCGAGGUUGAGGGCGAUGACCUUUUCGUGACUGCCGACCCGGAGAAGCUCAAAGGCAAGCCCGGCGUGGCCCCCAGCUGCAAAGGCGGUGUACAGAGCGUUGCCAAGGGCAAGGGCGUCGUCAUUGUCGGUGGUGGUGCUGGUGCCAUCAACUGCGUCGAAGAGUUGCGCAAAAGCGGCUACCAGGGCAGUAUCACCAUUGUUUCGAACGAACAGGCCAUCAUCGACCGUACCAAGCUCAGCAAGGCGCUUAUCGCCGAUGCCGAUAAGGUGACAUGGCGUAGCAAGUCUCAUCUCAACAACGUGCUCGGUGUCGAGCUGCAAAACACCACGGUGACCAAGGUCGACGCCGACGCCAAGAGCGUGACGCUCGAGAACGGAUCGACGCUCGAGUACGAGAAGCUGGUCCUUGCUACCGGUGGUACUCCCAAGCGCAUCCCCAUCCCCGGUUCUGAUUUCAAGAACGUCCUCGUGCUCCGCCAGAUCAGCGACACUAAGGCGAUCAACGAGGCCGUGGGCAAUGAGGACGGCGACGAGUCCAAGAAGAGCAAGAACGUUGUUGUUAUCGGCUCCAGCUUCAUCGGCAUGGAGGCGGCCAUCGCUCUCACUAAGCGCGCCAAUGUGUCGGUGGUGGGUAUGGAGAAGGUGCCCUUCGAGCGUGUGCUCGGCCAAGAAGUCGGCGAGGGCUUGAUGCAGGCACAGAUCAAGAACGGACUCAAGUUCCACAUGCAGGCGGGCGUCGAGCGCAUCGAGGGCGAAAAAUCGUCCGGACCCAAGGCGGUGGUGAUCAAGAAUAGUCAGGGUCAGGAAGAAUCGCUGCCGGCUGACGUGGUCAUUCUCGGCGUUGGUGUUGCUCCCGCGACGGGCUUCCUCAAAGACUCGGGCUUCAAGCUUGAAAAGGACGGAGGCAUCGCCGUCGACUCGAAGCUGCGCGUGCAGGGCUACCAGGACAUCUUUGCGAUUGGUGACAUUGCGGCUGCCCCCACGCGUGCUUCGGACCACAGCAGAAUCGAGCACUGGAACGUCGCCUCGAACCACGGCCGUGCUGUCGCCAAGUCGCUCGCAGGUACCGAGACCGACUACGACAAGGUGGCGAUCUUCUGGUCGGCGCUCGGCUCGCAGCUGCGCUACUGUGGCAGCGGUGGACCCCAGUUUGACAGCGUCUACGUUGAUGGCAAGCCGGAAGAGCUCAAGUUUGCGGCUUACUAUGCAAAGGGCGACGAGGUGGUCGCGGUGGCUACGAUGGGUGUGGACCCGUUGAUGGUGCAGUGCAGCGAGCUGAUCCGCAUCGGAGCCAUGCCCAAGCUGUCCGAGGUCAAGAGCGGCAAGAACCCGCUCGAUGUGGAUCUCUCUCUGCCUUCGGCUAGAAUCUAA
Messenger RNA from Sporisorium graminicola, 1665 nucleotides. RefSeq lists its product as uncharacterized. Gene Ontology annotation, molecular function: oxidoreductase activity, acting on NAD(P)H; 2 iron, 2 sulfur cluster binding; flavin adenine dinucleotide binding. Bases 1 to 1665 code for a protein of 554 amino acids. Lineage: Eukaryota; Fungi; Basidiomycota; Ustilaginomycetes; Ustilaginales; Ustilaginaceae. The record is from RefSeq and is a predicted model, not a curated record. The transcript has a single exon. Gene Ontology annotation, cellular component: cytoplasm.